ACUGAUCUAACCCUUCCUCUAGAUCUCCAUCACCUCAACCAUGGCUGUACCGCCAGGGUUUAUCUGGAUUGCUCAGAACGUGCCUUCGCGGUUCUUGCUUCCCGCGACCACCACCUACGCGGCUUUACGGCUUCUUCGCGAAUGGCAGGUCCUAGCCCUCCCCACUUGGCUCCAUGUCAUCGCAUACAUCCUUUCCAUCCCUGGUGCAUUCGCAUUGUCAGUCGUGUAUACCGACUGGCGCAAUGCACGCGCCGCAGCCGCGAGGGGCGCGGUCCUUGCACCUAUGAUCCCGUACAAGCGCUUGGGAGCAACAGACAAAGUAGCGGCCCUCAUCAACGGCUUUACGACCGGUUAUAUCGGCCAAUCUAUCGCUGCGGAUCACAAGGCCGUUGGAAACACCAUGACCAUGCGCAUUCUCUGGGAUGACAGAAUCGAGACUAUCGAACCAGAGUAUAUCAAGGCUAUCCUUGCUACGCAGUUCAACGAACACUGGAAAGGUCCCAAAUCAAAUGAACUGAUGACGUCUUUGCUGGGAACGGGUGUGUUCAACUCGGAUGGGGAAACUUGGAAGUUCCAUCGCUCGAUGACCAGGCCCUUCUUCACCAAAGAUCGCAUCAGCCACUUCGACAACUUCGACAGACACGCGGAGGACGCCCUUGCCCAGGCCAAGGCUCGCCUGAGAGAGGGCCACCCCGCUGACUUCCAGGACCUGAUCUCCCGCUUCACCCUCGACUCCGCCACCGAGUUCCUCUUCGGCAAAGACGUCCAGUCCCUCUCCGCCGGCCUCGUCUACCCGCCCAACUCCCCGCUCGCCGCCGCCUCAGCCGCCAAGGACCACCCCGCGAACGUCUUCGCGCAUGCGUUCGGCGAGGCCCAGGUCGGCACCGCAACGCGGUUCUUCUUUGCCGGUCUCUGGCGCCUGCGCGAGUUCUGGACGGACGAGGUGCAGAAGCACAUGAAUGUGUGCAACCAGUUUGCGGAGCCCAUUCUAAACGAGGCGCUCGCGCGGAAGCGAGAGAUGAAGGAGUCGGGGCUGGACCAGGCGCGCGAGAAGGGCGAGGUUGAAGAGGGCGAGACGCUGCUUGAUCACCUUGUCAACGUUACUGAGGACAAGACGCUCAUCCGGGACGAAAUCAUGAACAUCAUGAUCGCAGGCAGAGACACGACUGCAUGCACGCUGACCAUGGCCGUAUACAUGCUAACUCAACAUCCGGAUAUGAUGCACCGCCUUCGCGAAGAGGUCCUGACCAAGGUCGGCCCCUCCCGGAGACCCACCCUUGAGGACAUGCGUGACAUGAAGUACUUGCGCGCCUUCAUUAACGAGACCCUCCGUCUAUAUCCCGCCGUACCCUUCAACUCCAGAGCCGCCAAGGAGGCAGUCGUCUGGCCUGGCAUCAACGGCAAGCCUCCCAUCUACAUCCCUGCUGGCCUUCGCACCCCGUACUCCGUCAUCCGGAUGCACCGUCGCACGGACCUCUGGGGCCCCGACGCGGAGUACUUCGACCCCGACCGCUUCCUCGACGAGCGCCUGCACAAGUACCUAACCCCCAACCCCUUCAUCUUCGUCCCCUUCAACGCCGGCCCGCGCAUCUGCCUCGGGCAGCAGUUCGCAUACAACGAGGUCUCCUUCUUCCUCAUCAAGCUUCUCCAGGCGUUCUCGACGUUCGCGCUCGCGGAGGACGUGCAGAAGAUGCCCCCGGCAGAGUGGGCCCGCGCGGAGGGCCGCCAGGCCGUGGAGCGGGUCAUGGUCCGGUCGCAUCUGACUAUGUACGUUGAGGGCGGAUUGUGGGUGAGGAUGGGCGAGGCGAGCCAUGAGGCUUGAUUGACGGCUAAUGAACGGGAAGAGAUACACCUCGUACAUGGUGAAGAUACAGAGUCGAGACAUUUGGCACUCGUCGCCAGAGACGGUCCUUGCUUCUCAUUAUAGACCUACGCUAUGUUUAGGACCCACCUUAGAAGAAUGAACAGAAUACGAGCUCAAUCGCAGUGCCUUCAGAACCUGGCAUGAAGAUAACCGCGUGACUAUUUGUACAAAAUGCAAAUCAGGGGUAUCGAGGUACCAUAAGUAACCUUAGACGCCUACGUCUCCGAACAUACAAAAAGAA
Molecule: messenger RNA, 2105 nt
Organism: Coniophora puteana RWD-64-598 SS2
Lineage: Eukaryota; Fungi; Basidiomycota; Agaricomycetes; Boletales; Coniophoraceae
Product: cytochrome P450 monooxygenase pc-2
Exons: 16
Coding region: 41-1822 (593 amino acids)
Molecular function (GO): heme binding; monooxygenase activity; oxidoreductase activity, acting on paired donors, with incorporation or reduction of molecular oxygen
Source: RefSeq, a predicted model, not a curated record